Molecule: messenger RNA, 1265 nt
Organism: Oryza brachyantha (malo sina)
Lineage: Eukaryota; Viridiplantae; Streptophyta; Magnoliopsida; Poales; Poaceae
Product: epoxide hydrolase A-like
Exons: 3
Coding region: 84-1064 (326 amino acids)
Molecular function (GO): hydrolase activity
Source: RefSeq, a predicted model, not a curated record
CCACCUCCUCCUCCUCCUGCUGCUGCUGCCGCCUCCGCGCGCCGCCGCCUCGCCCCCCGCCCGCCGCCGCCGACGAGGUUGCUAUGGACGACAUCAUCACCCACCGCACCGUCGACGCCAACGGCCUGCGGAUGCACGUGGCGGAGGCCGGCCCGCCAGGCGCCGGCGCCCCCGCGGUGCUGCUGCUGCACGGGUUCCCGCAGGCGUGGUACGCCUGGCGCCACCAGAUGCGGGCGCUCGCCGCCGCGGGGUACCGCGCCGUGGCCCCCGACCUUCGGGGCUACGGGGGCUCCGACGCGCCCCCCUCCGAGCAGCACUACACGGCGAUGCACGUCGUCGGCGACCUCGUGGCGCUCCUCGACGCCGUCGUCGGCGUGGGGGAGCCGGUGUUCGUGGUGGCGCACGACUGGGGCGCGCUCACCGCGUGGAACCUGUGCCUGUUCCGGCCGGACCGGGUGAGGGCGCUCGUCGCCCUCAGCGUCGCCUUCACCCCCCGGAGCCCCGCGAGGAAGCCCGUCGACGGCCUGAGGACUAUCUACGGCGACGACUACUACGUCUGCCGCAUCCAGGAGCCUGGAGCGAUCGAAGCUGAGUUCGCGCGGCUGGGCACGGAGCUGGUGCUCAGGAAGUUCUUGGCUUACCGGACUCCCGGCCCGCUGAUGAUGCCGAAGAGCGGGUGGGGUUCGCCGGACGACGAGGUGCCAUUGCCGAGCUGGAUCACCGAGGACGACAUCAAGUACUACACAAGCAUGUUCGACAAGACUGGUUUCACCGGAGGACUGAACUACUACCGCGCCCUCAACAAGACAUGGGAGCUCACAGCACCCUGGACAGGAGCUCAGAUAAAGGUACCAGCAAAGUUCAUUGUUGGGGACCUGGAUUUGACAUACCAUACUCCAGGCAUACAGGAUUUUAUUCACAAAGGUGGCUUCAAGAAAUACGUGCCACUACUGGAUGAUGUGGUGGUCAUGGAAGGUGUCGGCCACUUCAUCAAUGAAGAGAAACCAGAGGAAGUUAGUGAGCAUAUAAUCAGCUUCAUAAGCAAGUUCUCAGCUGAAAAGUGAUCACCAACCAUGAAAUUUAGGGGAUGAAAUAAAAGGGUGGAGAAAUCGGUGCCCCCGCUAUGAUUGUUCAGUCACCUUGAUUGUAAGUUCACAUGCAUAUGUUUCAGUGUAUGAUUUUAGUACAUGUUUGGUUGCAUUCGAAGUGUCUCUCUCUGGUUGGAAUUGUACACAUCUUCAAGUUAAUAAUUGUCUUGUGAAGUA